Messenger RNA from Arabidopsis lyrata subsp. lyrata, 2465 nucleotides. Its product is annotated as putative two-component response regulator-like APRR6. The transcript is spliced from 6 exons. The record is from RefSeq and is a predicted model, not a curated record. The coding region runs from base 162 to 2378 and encodes 738 amino acids. Lineage: Eukaryota; Viridiplantae; Streptophyta; Magnoliopsida; Brassicales; Brassicaceae. Gene Ontology annotation, molecular function: DNA binding. Gene Ontology annotation, biological process: phosphorelay signal transduction system.
AGGUAAUUAACUUUUACAUCUAUUAUUUGCAAUGUAUGACCUAGUUGGGUCCACUAUUUAUAUCCAUCCUUUUAUAUAUGACCAUGUAUUAGUAUUUUUUUCUCAACUUAGUCAUUUUCUCAAACCCCCAAUCAUAUAUUUUUGAGAAAAUUUCAAAGAAAAUGGCUAGAAGCUUAGUUCAUGAAAGUUUUGAUGACAUUUCCAUUCUGCUAAUCGACCAUGACACUGCAUCAGUCGCGUCUCUCACGUCAAUGCUUAAACAAUUUUCAAAAAGAGUGAUGAGCGUGGAUGUGGCAAGUAAGGCUUUAUCGAUGAUUGAGAAGCAGAAGAAGGACAUUGGACUUAUCAUAGCCAACAUUGAAAUGCCUCACAUCGACGCAGAUUCCUUCCUCACCGUUUUGCUUCACAAAGAUAUUCCUCUCAUAUUGAUCAAUCCAGAGAUAAAGACAAAGAAACCAUCAGAUCUUUUGAUAAAAAGAGCGUGCUUUUCUCUAGAUCAGCCAAUUUCUGAUAAUGACAUCAAAAACAUAUGGCAGCACGUGUUACCUAAAAAGAUUCAAGAGUCAAAGAAAAUCAACAUAACGAUUGUUAACCAGGAGAAUGGCACGGACAAAGAUAUAAAUCAGAUAGAAGUUUUCAGGGCAAGCCUUAAGAGACAGAGAACAAGUCAAGCUUCUUUGUUAGGAAGACAACCUUUUAUCGACACAUUCACAAUUUCCGAAACAUCCCAAAAGAGAAAAAAUAGGGCAAAUGUUGAAUGGAAAACUAAACCAGGUUGUCUUAUUGGGAUUGAGAAUAAGAGAAAGGAAUGGAAGAAAAUGGAUAGUAGUGUUGUAAGACGUAGAAGUUUAUGGACUAAUGAGCGUCAUAUGAAGUUUUUAGCUGCUAUCUCCAUUCUAGGUGAAAAAGAUUUUCGUCCCAAAUCCAUAUUAACAAUUAUGAAUGACCCAAACUUGACUUAUCGCCAAGUCGGUAGCCACCUUCAGAAAUACAAAGCUCAAAUUGAGCGUAUAAGCGAUACAUUGCCAAGAAAUGAAUGUAAAUCGACAGAUGAAACAUUCGAACACCAUUCGGAUUACAAAUAUCCUUUCAAAACAUCAGACUUAUUGAAUAAUCUCAUUGCAAGUAAUUCUUUGUGGAAUUCUUUGAGAAAGAAAAACUCUUCAUCAUCAUCCAUGAAUCAAUUUUUAUUUAAAAAACCUAUCACCGAGAGAAACAAAAAUAUGCCAAAGUUUCAUGUAGGCGGAAAAUCGGAUCUGAGCAAUCAUUCACUUGUUGGUAACAUAUUUAACAAGUCAUCUAUAAAUGUUAACUAUGUUCCUUCAACCAUAAGUAAUAACCCACCUUACAAUAUUCUUUCUACCGAUAAUGCUAACCAUACUAGUUUAGGUAGUGAAAACCUUCCUAUCCUUUCUGGUUUACCAUCAAAUGUUCGUGCAUCUAACACAUGCGCAUUUCAGAUGGAAUCCACAAAGAUUUCCAUUCCGCAGUAUGAUCCUAAUCCAUUUCACCUACCUAGAUCUGUCCUUGAAACUGAUGUAAGCCAAAUAGAUUUAGAUUUUACAUCUACACCCGAUUCUUUUCAUCCUUUAGCAGAUCUAUGCACUAUGAACUAUACCAUGAACCCUUUUGAAACUAAUAUAGACCAAAUGGAUUGGCUUCCAUUUAUAGAAAAUUAUAGUCAUCAUGAAAUCAAUAUGAACCAUAUGGAUUGGGAUCAUUCAAUAGAAAAUUUCAUUCUUCUUGAAACUGAUGUGAACAUAAGUUUUCCUGAAAAACAUACAAACCAGAUGGAUUGGGUUUCUUCAGGAGAAGGUUAUGUUCCUUUUGAAAAUGUGAAUCCCUCUAAAGUAGAUAUAAGCCAGAUGGACAUAGAUUAUUCUCAAGAGGAAACUAAUACAAACCAUGUGGGUUUUGUUUCUUCUGAAAUACGUUAUGGCAUCCCUCCUAAAACUGAUAUGACCAUUCUUGAAGCCAAUUAUUCAAACAUGGUAGAUUGUGUUUUUCCUAAAGAUAUAAGUUCACUUGAAACUAAUACCAUCCAAAAGGAUUUGGUUUCUUGUAAAACAAGUUUUGCUGCAUUGGAUAACAUAGUUCCUCUUGAAGCCAAUAUGGAAGAGAUGAACUAUGUUUCUUAUGAUGAAAGUUGUGAUGCUCCGAUUGAAGAUCUGAUUUCUUUUGACAUUAACGUGGAUGAGAAGGAUAUGCCCUCUUGGUUGGACGACAAUGGUUUUUCUGAAAGAGAUAAUAUGAUGAAGUCUUGCGAAUAUCACAAUGUAGAAAUUGUGAAUCAAAGAGAUCAUUUGAAGGGAGAAGAUAAUUUUGAUGAUUAUCGUGACAACAUGGAUUGGAUUUAUGAGGUAAUGAAUAUUUCUUAAUGGUGAGGAAAAGGAGAACAACAAAAUUAAUAGUAGUUUAUAAACAUAAUUUUUCUUUUACUAUUGCAUAUUCAUAUCAUAGAUAUA